Molecule: messenger RNA, 1771 nt
Organism: Rubroshorea leprosula
Lineage: Eukaryota; Viridiplantae; Streptophyta; Magnoliopsida; Malvales; Dipterocarpaceae
Source: the annotation of a GenBank genome assembly
CACCGCCGGCCACGCCACCGUUCUUCUCCAUUUCCUUUUAUACAUUUUCAUCUCUUUCCUUUCACUCCCCUCCAUCACUUUCCGGCUGAUAAAAAACAAAAAAACUUUCCACCGCUGCUCCUCCAUGUCCUAUAUAGUCACCGCCCUCCUCCUCUACUGGUAAAUCUACAGUCAGUCACUUUUGGCAGUUCUUCCUUUAAUUAUUAGGAAAGUAAUUUACUUAGUCGCGCCCCAUUGCCGAGAUCGCCGUGACUGGUGGUUCUGUUUGUAACUUUUAAGUUUGAAGUCUCUCUCUUGCUCUGGUUCAGUGGUUCUCCAUAAAUCGGAAGCUCAAAGUGAGAUAGUUGCCAGAGCAAUCAGAAGAAUGAACCGGGUGGUGUCUAGAAAACUUGCUGGAAAUGUUCAUGGAUUGAGGAUUUUGUGGAGGAAUUUCUGCAAUGAUGCAGCUGCUAAAGCAUCUAGCUCGAAUUGAGGCACUCUUUCCGCCGAGACUAACGGUCAGCAAUAUGACAUUGCAAUCAUUGGAGGAGGCAUGGUUGGCAUGGCCCUUGCUUGUUCCUUGGGGCAUGCUGGUUGAUGGGAUCAACUUUUACUAUGUCUUGGCAGCAAACACACCAUUGACCAAACGUUUGAAUGUUGCCAUCAUUGAUAACAAUCCUGCUUUGGGAAGAAGGCCCUGCAUUAAGAAAGAAGACAUCCCUGAUCCCAGGGUCAGUACAGUCACUUCUGCAAGCAUAUCUUUCUUCAAAGGAUACAGAUUCACCAAAGAAAAUUUACGCUUCAAGAUUAGCCUCAAUGACCAUUUUGCCAAAUUUUUCAUCCGUGGGAACAGAUAGCAUAUCAUCACCAUCGGCAUUGUUGAGUCAAGGGCGUUUAGCAAAGCUGGAACUGAGUGAGGGAAAUAGCCUGUAUGCAAAGUUGGUGGUCGGAGCUGAUGGAGGCAAGUCAUGAGUCAGGGAGUUGGGAGGGUUUAGAACAACUGGGUGGAACCAUUCACAGAAUGCUGUAAUCUGUACUGUAGAGCAUGAUGUGGAAAACAAGUGUGCAUGGCAGAGGUUUUUACCUGCUGGUCCGUUUGCACUUUUGCCAAUAGGUGAUAAGUUUAGCAAUAUUGUUUGGACUAUGAAUCCAAAAGAGUCAUCAGAAUUCAUAUCUAUGAGUGAGGAUGACUUUCUGAAAGCUGUAAAUCAUGCUCUGGAUUAUGGAUAUGGUCCCCAUCCUACGUCAAGUUUGUUGGGUAAUACUGAUGUUUUGAAGUUCCACCAAAAGCAGUCAAGUUGGUUUCUGAAAGAAUGGUUUUUCCAUUGUCUUUAAUGCAUGCUGAUGACUAUGCAGCAAGGCGUGUUGUUCUAAUUGGUGAUGCAGCACAUAUUGUUCAUCCUUUCGCUGGUCAAGGAGUUAAUAUGGGUUUUGGAGAUGCAUCAGCUCUUUCAAGAAUCAUUGCAGAGGGUGUUGCAGUAGGCACGGGCAUUGGGGAGGUAUGAAUGUUGAAGAAAUAUGAAGCAGAGAGAAAAGCGGCAAAUAUUACAAUGAUAGCAGUCCUGGAUGGUUUUCAGAAGGCAUACUCUCUUGAUUUUGGUCCUCAAUAUUUUACGAGCUGCUGCUUUUCAUUGCGCUCAUUGUAUUUCACCACUGAAGAAGAGUAUCAUUUCGUUUGCCUCAGGGGAGCAAAGAUUGCCAUUAUUUUCUUAAGGACCUGCUUAAUUUUAAAAAUGAGUUCGAGUGACCACACAGCCAUAGAUUACUAACACAAUAAAUUGAGGUUAUACUC